AUGGUUGAGAUCAAGCUGGACGGCGCCGUGGUCGGAAUCGAGGAGUUUGUGAACAACCAUGAGGGGUGUCUGAUUGUGCAUGGGCACAUCAAAACGAAACCUGAGGACUUUGUGGUGCGCGAGAUUAGUGCAGCAGGUGAAGUUGUAGACUUUAGCGAAGAAAGCUACCGCCUGCCAACGGAAACCGAGCGUGACGCAAUACUGAAAAAGAUCGAGGCACAGCAGAAGCAGAAGAACGAGAAGCUGUCGUUUGACGAACCUGCAGACGGUUGGCGGACAGCGUUGGUGGAGCUGAUUGGAGCGAAAGGUUUCAAAGACGUCGAGAGUGUGGCCACAAGCAAGACCAACGAAUACUAUCUAGCGUCACCCACGGAAUUUCAAGACCGCAUAUACCUUCAAGUCUGCAUUCAGCUCGAGCAUGAGGACUCGAAGGAGGCUCGAACGGCGUUGCAUCGCCUGAUCGCCAAGAACUCGUCGUCUUUCAAAACUAAGACGGAGGCCCGGAAUGGCAUUCAGCGACUGGUUGUGCAUUUCAUGCCAAAGACCAACAAGAAGCGUAAGCGUUCUCAAGCACAAGUGUAUCUUCGAUUUGUGCUCCAAAAGACAAACGAAGAGCACUUCGCAUGCUUUGACAGACUAGCUCGACAUCUUCGCCGUCCGCUUUCUGCGUUUUCGUACGCAGGAACAAAAGACAAAGCGGCCGUCACUUUCCAGCACGUUGUAGUGACUGGUGUGACGCCGCAUCAACUUGUGGGUGUCAAUAGUGAUGAAAGUGGUGCGACAACUGGUGUUCGAGUGGGAGAUCUCAAGUAUGUGGAGACUCCGAUGUCUUUGGGAGGAGCGAAUGGAAACAGGUUCUCGAUAGUACUUCGUCGUCUUUCCGCUGAGUCUGAAUGCACCGCCGAGAUGAUCCGCUCUUCGCUUGAAUCUGCGCUAGACAACAUCAAGUGUCACGGAUUCGUCAACUACUUUGGUUUCCAGCGUGUUGGAAUGCCUUCAAAAACGGUGAGAGCUCAUCAAAUUGGCGCGAAGAUAAUCGCUGGCAAGUGGGAAGAAGCAUUGAAACUCAUUCUGACAGUCCACGAAGGCGAUUCCGACGAUGCAGCUCAAGCAAAACGGCAUUAUCUCGAGUCUGGCGACGUUGAAGCUGCGCUGAAGCUCAUGCCACAUGGAAUGUCUGUUGAACGACAGCUUCUACAAGGACUAAAACGCUUUGGAAGCGAUGCGUUCGAGCAGGUGGUGCAGAGUAUACCAUUCUCACGUCGCGUGAUGUACAUGCACGCCUACCAAAGCUAUCUCUUUAAUCGGAUGGCAUCGUACCGAUUGCGUCAGUAUGGAGCUAAGAUUGUGGCAGGUGAUCUGAUCCAGAGCGACAUCGAGAAUGAUAAAGCAGUCAAAGCUGUCUCAGUAGCCGAAGCGGAUGAGCUGAAUAAUGCUCAUAAAGACGCCGUAUCGCUCGUGCUCUUGCCUUUACCUGGAACGAACGUAUCGUUCCCGUCCAACGCUACCGAGGAAGCCUACGUCAAGUCGUCGUGGGAAGAAGGGCAAGAGAAUUGUACGUUCCAUGUUUCGGUGUGGGUCUAA
Molecule: messenger RNA, 1584 nt
Organism: Phytophthora infestans T30-4
Lineage: Eukaryota; Oomycota; Peronosporomycetes; Peronosporales; Peronosporaceae
Product: pseudouridylate synthase, putative
Exons: 5
Coding region: 1-1584 (527 amino acids)
Biological process (GO): pseudouridine synthesis
Cellular component (GO): nucleus
Molecular function (GO): RNA binding; pseudouridine synthase activity
Source: RefSeq, a predicted model, not a curated record